AAAAUGGCCACCGCCACCCAGUCUAGCUCCUCCCCGCCUCCGCAUCCGACGAUUCCAAAACCCAUCUAAAAAAACCCUAACAACGACCCCACCACUACAAUGCCAACAACGGCUACGCCACACCACCAUCGUGCCGGGAAGAUAUCAAUGUCUGGUUCCUCCACCGCCGCCGCCAAUUGCCGAUGGGAAAAUGUGACCCACGGCGACAUGCAGCGGAGGAAUGCCAUGGAGAAUUUCACGGCUAUGGUUAUGAAAUUCGCUGCAUCUGACCCGACCCGGCCGCUGACCGACGCCCGGAGGGCACUCAUUGAGAAACGCCUCCUUGAGGAGUUACCCCACUUUCGCACUCCCAAUCAUCCACCCUAUUCCGCCAUGAUACAUGGAGCAAUAGGAGAAUUAAAGGAACCAGACGGUUGUACUGAGGAGUCUAUUUCGAAGUUUAUUAGGAGGCACUAUGAUGAUUUGCCUUGGAGUCAUUCCACUUUAUUGAAUCAUCAUCUGCAGAAGCUCUGUGAAUGUGGGGAGAUAGUUGUGACAAGUGAUAACUGUUAUUUGCUUUCUGAUGGAAUUACCAACCUUGAAUCUUGCUCUACUCCUGGGAGAGAGCUGAUACAGGGGAUGCAGAAGCGACAGGGCAAGAAACAAAGUGGGCGAGCUGGGUGCUGUAGAAUGGAUGAGACUAAAGAGAUAACCCAACAAGGAGAGCUGAUGGAAGUGAUUUAUGGACAAUUCCAAUUGCAUGAGUGUCAUAAUCUAGUGAUUGAAGAUCAAAAUCUAGCAGAAGAACCACAUACUGAAACCAUUGAAGAACCAUAUGUGCUACAAGCCCGAGAGCAAGAGCAACAAAUUGCUCUUAUUGGAGACUACAAUCAACUCGAAGGGAAGACUAUGGAAUCAGAGCAUCUAGAAGUGAACCAACGGGAAGUCCUAGGCCCUGAAAGGCCUCCCAGUUUGGAUGUAGAGAUAGUCAAGGAAUUAUCUGAGUUUCAGCAGCAGCAACUUCCUGAAGAGUCUUUACAUAUUUGUUCUCAGCAGAAGACUCCCAAACGCAAACUGGACACAAUGACAACAUCUAAUAAUUUGUGUAUCAACUCAAAUCAGGUUCUGACGGAGCAGCAAUAUGAGCAUAGGCCUCUAGGUAUAACUACAACAUUGUUGCAGCUUGUUUUUUCAAAAUGCAAUAUUAUUUCCAUUUUUCUUUAUGCUACAUCGUCGCCCUCUCCAAUAUCUGUAACAUUUGUAGGUUUAGCUGCGGACUUGCGUUUGGUAGAGCAAAAGCAGCAACCAGAUUUCUCGAAUUCAGAAAGGCCUCUAGAACAUGCCCAGGAAAAAGCCUGCAAGUCUUUUGAUGGAUUGGAACUAUUGAAAUCUGGGGAGAAAUUACCUGGAAUGCAACAGCUGCAAGGUAAGCAGCGUGUUCGUAAAAAGCAUGCCAAAUCCAGGCCAGAGGUAGUCAUGAUUGAAGAUGUACCGACGAAUUCCAAUCAGCACUUUGAGAUUCCAAAAGCAGAGAAGUUUCUAGGAUCCAAGCUUGCAACAGUGGUACCAUCUCUUGAAGAGCAGGACCCCCGAACAAAGCUUUGUGUGAGGCAAAAGGCAUCCAAGUCAGAGCAACCCCCAAUCGCAGUUUCUCUCAAUUCGCCUAAGGAACCGGAUGGUAAAAGAAAGAGGACCAGAUCCAAGUCAAAGACAAGGGGAACAGAAGAUGUAUCCAUGCGUUCUGAACAGAUUGCAGAGCUUCCAAAUCUGGAACAAUGUCACGGGCCUGAAACUAGACCAGUAGAGCCAUGCACCAAGGAAGAAGUGCAACGUGUAAAGCGUCGGAAGAGGUCAAAGGAACCUCAAUACAUCCUAGCUCUAGAAGCAGUGAAAGCUGCUCGGCAACCUGAUGUUUCUGUCCCAGAGCAAUCAUCUCAUCAAACGAAGAAGAGGGGGAGCCAACUACAAGACCGGGGUCGAAAGAUGUCCUCAUCUACACCACCAAUGACAUCCAAGACAGAGUUGUUUUCCUCAGCAGGAGUUCAGUAUCAGGAGACAGGGCUUCCGAAUCAAGAAAGUUCUCCAAAGCCAAAGCAGAUGCCAGUGGAGGAAUCAACUCAAACAAUAGAGCAACAAGCAAACCUUCGUGGUCAUGAAAAAAUGAUCAAGUCACACCCCAUGAGAAAACCAUCUGAGCAAUUGAAACAACAUGAGCGGCAGCAACAAGUCAUCGGUCAGAAAAGUCUUCCUUUGUCCAAGCCAAAAACGAGGAGACGUUCUCUUGAUUCACGUUUGGCUUCACAUACGGAGCCAGAACAACCACCAGUGUCUCAAAACUCUGAAAGAGCAAAAGAGACGCAUUACCAACUAGCACCGGAGAACUCUCAAAAUUGGCGCUUUUGGCCUCAGCAGGCUAAAUCUGAAGCAGCUACAACUGCAGCAGAAGUGGCGCUUGUGCAAGAUCAGAAUGAGCCGCAGCAACAGCAACUGGAUAGCCAAGAUGGAGGGAGGCCUCUUGAACAAAAGUUUGAUAUGGCUCAAGAUGUGGUGCAACCAUCACAAUCAUAUCCUCAGGAUCAACAUGAACAAAAGCCACCAGCUCCAAGAGGCCGCGGGAGACCUCUUAAGUGUCUGCAUGAUCCUCAGCAGCAGGAGAAGCAGACAAAGGGUCGAGGUCAAGGGAGACAUCACAAGCGAAAACCAGAUGAUGCAACAAUGCAAAACCAGGUGCCGGAACCCAAGCGUCGAGGUCGGGGAAGACCAAGAAAGCCGGACAAAUGAAAAUAAGGACAGUGCAGGUGAAACGUGAAUAUGUCCUAUGUUUUAUUGUGGCAUCAUCAAUGUAGUAUCUAUUAAUGGCAGUCCAAAUGCCAUAUAUGAGUAGCUUUUUCUUUUGGUAUUUUGGACUUGUGUCUUGAUGAAUACUUGCGUAAAGAAUGUUAGUCAUAGCAGUAGCAUGAUUGCUUCUUGCUAGACCCCAAUGAGAACCAAUAAUAUAUCAGUCAGGUAAAGGUUUUGAGGGUAAUAAAUGGAAAUAGAUAUACAGAUACAUGAAGUAGAAAGAAAACUUAUUAGAAACCGUGAUGAGAGAACAAAGCCAGCGUGGAGUAACAUGCCUUCGUUUCAAAAUACAUGGACUAGAUAUAUGAGUGGAAGUCCAUAUCCAGUUAAUGUUGUUAGUAUAUAGUAUAUACUCAGUACUCCUUUUCAUUUUGAUUUUGGGUUCGUGAUUCAUUGUACAAAACCAAAGCACAAAAAGCAUCAUCAGAGGCCUAAGCUACCGAACCCAACGAGCACAUCCAGAGAGCCACAACAGGCCCAGAAAACAAAAACAAAACCACCAAAGGAAAAAAAACAGGAACCCCAAAGACAAACCAAGAAGGGACACCAAAGAGCAACAUCCUUCCACUUCUGAAAUUCCAUUUGAGGAAUCCUCCAUGCAGCGAAAAGCAUCCUAUUCAUGUCAUUUUUGCAAGAUCAAUUUGGUUCUCACUUUGCUCCAGCACUCUUGUGGCGUGUAGUGUUGUAGGUGCGGUCAAAAUUAUUAAUCUUUGACCACAGAAGACUGUUUGACCUGCCAAUCGACAAUGGGCACGUGGUAGCAGGGGCCUCGCGGAAGGAAAGUUUUGGUCAAACCUCAACCUAAAGGAGAAUGUUUGACUAUCCAAUUGAGAGGGAACACGUGUAUAGGGUUUGAAGAGAAUGCCCGCG
Molecule: messenger RNA, 3690 nt
Organism: Rhododendron vialii
Lineage: Eukaryota; Viridiplantae; Streptophyta; Magnoliopsida; Ericales; Ericaceae
Exons: 3
Coding region: 100-2760 (886 amino acids)
Biological process (GO): nucleosome assembly; negative regulation of DNA recombination; chromosome condensation
Cellular component (GO): nucleosome; nucleolus; nucleus
Molecular function (GO): nucleosomal DNA binding; double-stranded DNA binding
Source: RefSeq, a predicted model, not a curated record